Molecule: messenger RNA, 2298 nt
Organism: Malassezia japonica
Lineage: Eukaryota; Fungi; Basidiomycota; Malasseziomycetes; Malasseziales; Malasseziaceae
Exons: 1
Coding region: 1-2298 (765 amino acids)
Source: RefSeq, a predicted model, not a curated record
AUGUACUCGAAGCGUACCUCGCUCAUCCGCUUCAGUCUCCUCGCCUUGGUCGUUACCGUGCUCACGGCGCAGAGCACUGUUGCGGCACCGGUGCACACGCAUGGCCGCCGUCACUUUGGCAACGCACAUCACAUUGCGGCGCGUGACGGCCACCAGGCCGUGGCGCAGUCGGACGAUCACAACCUGGGCGGCGGUGCUUCGGUCGACCUGAGCAAGGUCUUUGGCCAGGCGCUCGGCGGCGUGCUCAAGGUCAACGGCGACAUCGAUUACCAGCACAGGCAGGGGUCGCAGAAGGACAACACGUCGCGUUCUUCGUCGUUCAACUCGCAGCCGACUUCGUCGCACAGCUCGAGCUCGUCGUCGUCGUCGUCGUCGUCGUCUCCGUCGUCGUCGUCGUCCCAUUCGUCGAAGCACCCUUCGCACUCGUCGCACCCUUCGCACUCGUCGCACUCGUCGCACUCGUCGCACCCGUCGCACUCGUCGCACCCGUCGCACUCGUCGCACUCGUCGCACUCGUCGCACUCGUCGCACUCUUCAAAGCACUCCCCUUCGUCGUCGCAUCACGGCAACUCGAAGCAUGCCAAAGAGUCUCCGUGCUCGGACGACAAGUCCAAGUCGCACUCGUCUCACCACAAGCCCACGCCUUCUCACCACGGCAAGUCCAAGGAUGCCAAGGAGUCGCCGUGCUCGGAUGACAAGUCCAAGUCGCACACUUCUUCGAAGCCGACCAAGUCGAGCUCGUCGCACACCCCUACGCCUUCGCACGCAUCCAAGGAUGAGGAGCCUUGUGAGGAGGAUGAGGAACCUGUGCCCUCGUCGAGCGCCUCGAACCCCAAGCAUGCUUCGCGCCCUGCUCACCUCAAUUCGAAGUCGGCCUCUAGCUCGAGCUCGCCGAGCGGUGCUCGCAACAUGGCCGUGAACACGGGUGCCUCGUCCAAGUCCUCUUCCUCCGGUGGUUUCUACCGCAUUGGCCUCUCGACCGGAAGCGAGGCGGUACCGUUCACCGGCGACUCGUCCGAGUCGCACGCCUCGGCGGGCGGCCGCAUUGCUUCGGUCCAGACCAGCUCCAAGGAGCCCGGAGGAAACUUGCCCAACCAGUCCGUCAUCACCAACAACCCCAAGUACGGCUUCAUGGAGGCGCAGCACGACUUGUACGCGCUGCGCAAGUGGGCCGGUGACCUGAAGGACCUGGAAAGCAAGCAGGACCGCAACGAGACGCUCAUGGCUCUGUUCGACGCCGCUUCGCGCUACUACCCCGACGUGGAUACCCAGAAGGUGGUGCGCAUUAUGCUUGCCGACAUCAAGACCGAGUCCGACUUUGAGCAGGACAACAACAGCGGUGCGCGCCUCGACUCGGGCCACAGCCUUGGUCUCCUGCAGGUGAGCCCUGGCAAGAGCGCGCAGGAGCUGCCUCUCUUCCAGAAGGCCGCGGCGAGCGCUGCUAACAUCUAUUCGUGGACUGUUGGCCAAGGCUCCGCAGAAGAGGUGAGCAAGGGCGGCCGCUCUGUCCUCGGCGCGCUGAAGGACUUUAAGACGGGUAAGGAGAUUGAUCUCAAGAACCUCUCGAAGGAGGACCUUUCGAAGCCUUGGGUCAACAUUCACGUCGCGAUGUGGGUGCAGUCAAAUCUUGCUCGUACCGGCAGCCUGGACCCCUCGAACUGGGACAAGGUCGCGUCCGCGAGCAAGGCGGUGCGUGCUGCCUACAAGCCUGCGGUGAACAAGAUUGUCGACUCGAGCAGCGCCUCGUCGGGUGCGGGUUCGAGCGCAGGCUCCGGCUCGGGCUCUGGCUCGGGCUCCGACUCGGGCUCUGCCUCUUCGAACGCUGGUUCGUCCGCUGACUCCAACUCGGGCUCGGAUAUUGGCUCUAACUCGGGCUCGGCCAUGUCAGGUGCGUCUUCGGGCGCUGGCUCGUCCUCGGGCAUGACCAAGCGUGCGAAGAAGAGCAAGGGCAAGUCGAGCGCGAGCUCGAGCGCUGACUCGAGUGCGGGUGGCGCGUCGACGACCUUCAGCGAGAGCGAGUACCAGAGCAAGCUCAAGGCGCUGGACAAGGCACUCAAGGGCAAGAGCCACCAGAAGCCGACGUUUGCGACCGGUCUCGGCUCGUGGGUCGCUGGCCCCGCCGGUGACGGCGGUGGUUACAAGGCCUCCGGCGAUGAUAUCAGUGGCCAGUACUUCAAGCACAUCAGCAAGGGUCUGUCUGUGAUGUACACCGGAAGCGACAAGGAGAGCAGCAAGUACGGUCAAUCUUGGCUGGACGACAUUAAGCUGGUCCCUGGCCUGGUUGACUACAACAAGUAA